AUGUGCUGGUCUACGAUUUUAUUCUUAACCCGUUUCCUGGAGUCGGCCAGCUUUUGUGUCGUUGCCGAUGGGAAGAAUAUACUCAUCGAGUUUUCGAAAUACUAUGGAAAUGAUGGGCGAACGGCUCUCAGUGGAAAGCUAGCGGUUCGCAGCCGCUCUUCGAAAAAGAGCCGUUCUACCCACUUUGGCAAUGGUGAUGCCUACAGAGGUUAUAAGGUUGACGUCGAGGAAGACCGUCUUACGUCCGAGCUUCCACUGAGACCAGUUGACAUCACCACUUGGCCAAUACCAGAAUCUAUUAAGCUUGCAGAUCCACAAUUUCACCACCCUGGAAAAAUUAGCAUUCUGCUGGGAAAUAAAUUGUUUUUCAGUUUGAUCGAGCCUGGCACCAUUAAGCUGAGUGCCAACGACAGUCUCCCAGUUCUGCAAAAUACUAAACUCGGUUGGGUGGUAUCUGGCGGUUACAAGGAAGCCGAGUCAUCGCUCAAUUCUUCGGUAUCACCGUGCCUUGUCAUUGCCACCAAUGACGUAUUGUCUCAGCAAAUUUCUCGAUUCUGGGAGCUUGAGGAAUAUAUCAACCCUAAACCACAUAUGAGUGAUCAGGAACUGUUGUGCGAGGAUCAUUUUUUGAAAUACACAACUCGUGACAGCCUUGGACGGUUCAUCGUUCGCCUACCGUUUCUGAAAAAUCCUGCCACCUUGGGCAACUCGCGAGAAAUUGCAAUUAGACGGCUUCUGCAUCUCGAACAAAAGCUAGAUAAAAAUAUACUACUAAAACAGCAGUAUCAUGAAUUUAUGCGGGAAUACAUUCAGUUGGGACACAUGUUGGUAGCUACGAAUGCAUCCUCUAAGCUAGCAAUUUUUCUUCCUCAUCACUGCGUCGUGAAGGAAGCCAGCACGACUACCAAAUGCAGAGUGGUCUUCGAUGCGUCUGCAAAAACAUCCAGUGGCGAGUCACUCAACGACGUUCUCAUGGUUGGACCAGUGCUUCAGGAUUCCCUAAUCGACAUUCUUUUACGGUUUCGAUACCCCACGGUGGUACUUACAGCGGAUAUACAAAAAAUGUACCGUAUGGUGCAGUUGCAUGAGGAUGAUCGAAACUUUCAGAGAAUUUUAUGGCGAUGGACAAAAGAAGAGUCAAUAUGUGAAUACCGACUCAGCACAGUAACCUACGGGACAAAGAGUGCCUCAUACUUAGCCACCAAAUGUACGGUUGAAAAGGCAGUCAGGGGAAUAUAUGUCGACGACGUUAUUACCGGAGCAGAUACUCUCGAUGAAGCUAUAAUCCUGCGUUCACAACUGUCUUCACUUUUCGGCAGUGGAGGCUUUCACUUAAGAAAAUGGGCUUCAAACUGUGCAUCUGCCCUCACAGGUGUGCCGAAGGCAGAUAUCGAAUUGAAGGUGCCAAUCGAGCUCGACGAAUCCGACACAAUUAAAACUCUUGGAAUACACUGGCAGCCGUGCAGCGAUGAGCUCCGUUUUAGCUAUCACCCAACACAGAUCCUUCAGCCCACGAAACGUUCAAUACUGUCGCAAAUUGCAAGUCUCUUCGACCCACUAGGACUUCUGACACCGAUUGUUAUAAAGGCGAAGUUUAUUAUGCAGCGACUAUGGGAACUGAAGGUGGCCUGGGAUGCCUCUCCACCCGGUGAGUUAGUAAAUGCCUGGUAUGAUUUGCUCCAAAGUUUGUCGUCCCUUAAUUCAUUUCAGAUUCCUCGGAGAGUGGUUAGCACUCGGAGUACAUCUCAUCUGGUUCUGCACGGCUACAGUGACGCUUCCGAACGAGCUAUGGGAGCUUGUGUUCAUGUUCGAACGAUUAACGGAUUUGAUACUAUCGCCUCGCAUCUGCUCUGCGCCAAGUCAAAGUUGGCUCCAAUAGGAAACAAGAGAACAACACUUCUUCGGCUAGAGCUAGUAGCCAUGCGUAUUCUAGCUCGUUUAAUAAAAAAUGUCACAGCAGCCGUCGAGCAACCGUUCUAUGAAAUACGUGCUUGGACUGACUCUCAAGUUGCAUUAGCUUGGAUCAAUGGAGGCGCAUCGCGUUGGAAAACCUUCGUUGCCAAUCGCGUGGCGGAAAUAGUUACCCAUCUUCCAGCAAUAAAUUGGGGUCAUAUAGACACGCACCUGAAUCCCGCUGACUUAAUUUCGCGCGGUGUAGUGCCAGAGAAACUGAAAGAUUGUUCUCUAUGGUGA
Messenger RNA from Wyeomyia smithii (pitcher-plant mosquito), 2193 nucleotides. RefSeq lists its product as uncharacterized. The record is from RefSeq and is a predicted model, not a curated record. NCBI's taxonomy places the organism in Eukaryota, Metazoa, Arthropoda, Insecta, Diptera, Culicidae. Bases 1 to 2193 code for a protein of 730 amino acids. The transcript is spliced from 3 exons.